Molecule: messenger RNA, 688 nt
Organism: Ochotona princeps (American pika)
Lineage: Eukaryota; Metazoa; Chordata; Mammalia; Lagomorpha; Ochotonidae
Product: B-cell differentiation antigen CD72-like
Exons: 5
Coding region: 164-688 (174 amino acids)
Cellular component (GO): plasma membrane
Molecular function (GO): transmembrane signaling receptor activity
Source: RefSeq, a predicted model, not a curated record
ACUCCCAUCUUCCGCUGUUGUGACUCAAGUCACAGGGUCAAGUGCUGAGUGAGGGGUGUGGCCACAGAGGGAACUCAGAGCUCUAGAGUGAGCAGGGUGGGAGAGGAGAGGGGCUUAGGAGAGCAAGCAAAGGCACGUGGGGCUGAAGGUGCUGCCAAGAAACAUGGCAGAGUCCGUCAUCUAUGCAGACCUGCGGUUUGUGAAGGCUCCUCUGAGGAAGAACAUCUCCCACCCAGGACGGGAGUCUGACAAGGAUGGGAAGCUCACCAACGAGAACAUACAGGCGCUUUCACACCCAGAGGCACCCACCAGCCUGCCACUGGCUAUUGAACCAGGGGACGAAACAGCAUUCUGCAUGGAACAGCCAGCCAUGACUUGGAGCAGUGCCAAAGCCCCAGAUGCUGAACAAAUGCUCCCCUAUCUGCAGGUGUCUCAGCAGUUUGGGCAGCUGAGCAGCCUCCUGGAAACCUCCAACAGCAGCCUUCAGAAGCAGCUCCACCUUGGAACUGCCCAAAAGGGACAGAGGGCACACCAGGCUGCCAAGAAGCAGCUUCAGCCCUGCCAGGCAAACAGGACGAAGAUGCAGGAGACCUUGCAGGCAGUACAGCAGAAGCUAAGCCACCUGCAGGACACACUGAAGCCCUUCUUCACCUGCCCCUCACAAGGUUAUCUGGAGAGCUGGGACUAG